AUGCAAGGUAAUUACAUGAACGUGCCACCGGGUCAACGCCCAUUAAUGAAAAGAAAACCUGCACAAGUUCAAAGUGUUGUCAGUUGUAGUGCUUCCUAUGAGAAUCAGCGUGUUUGUAUUCCGGCAGAAGUGGUUGAACUACAGAAAACGAUUUAUUUUCAAGUCCAAGCUGUUCUCCUAAGAUUUCUUCCAUUUUAUGAAGUGGCGUAUACCGAAGUGAAAAAACAAGAGUUUCUGAACAAAUUCAGAGCUAUUACUAAAAAUAGUCUUGAGGAAAAGAUCACCGAAAUUCAACGUUCAAAUAAAGCUUGGUCAUUACCGACCAUAAUCGAAAAUAUUCACUUCUUAGACUAUAAGUGCACGUUGGAAACCGAUGAAAAAUUCGUCUUCACACCAGUAACACAACAGCAUGUUCCCCUCACCACUCAAAUUUCUUAUUCUGCUCGAAAUCAGGAUGAAACACCAGGCAUCGUGAGCUUAUCCCAAAACCUAUCAAACCUUAUCGCCAGUUCUACCACUGCGGCUGAUGCGAAUACAGUAAUCCACGGAACACAGAAUCGAACUCCUGUGAAUCUUAUCUCAUACGCCGCGAGAAUGUUCAAAAAACCAAUGUGGACUUGGUUGGGUGAUGAGGCAAGAGAAGAGAAACGAAGUCGUGUCGUGGAGUUCUUCAAAUCUGCUCAAGACGCAAACUCGGAUAUAUCCAAUGUAUCAAUUAGAAAAGAAGCUAAAAGACUUGCGAGAGCGUUGUGGGAGUCAUCAAUUCGGAAUUUUCCCCAAGUCCUCUAUCUACUCCGUCUACUUCGUGCUCGAAGGCCAAACGGAUUCGAGCUGCUAAAUUUCGAAUCCGAGAUUGAAGUGGAAGUCAGUAUUCUGAUUGAUUACAUUGGAUUUUACGAAAUUUCGGACAAGGAAGUCUCCAUAAUAUAUAACUAUUUGUAUUCUACUGCCGAAGGGAAAACGAGCAAGAAAAUUCAUAAGUAUUUGUGCCAGUUCCAUAAAGGAUGGGAAAAUAGAUAUAACGAGGCGACAGGUAUGAAAGAAAUCGAGAGAAUCUGCGAUGAAAACAAGAUGUUCUCGUUGGAGGAUGGAGCGUACAAGGCUAAGGGUCACUCUUACAAAAUCGUGCUUCCGAUGUACUUUAUGCCUUGCCUUCUUCAGUUGAGACAACAGUUAUAA
Molecule: messenger RNA, 1179 nt
Organism: Caenorhabditis remanei
Lineage: Eukaryota; Metazoa; Nematoda; Chromadorea; Rhabditida; Rhabditidae
Exons: 9
Coding region: 1-1179 (392 amino acids)
Source: RefSeq, a predicted model, not a curated record